Phytomonas sp. EM1 is the source of this 3033-nucleotide messenger RNA. NCBI's taxonomy places the organism in Eukaryota, Euglenozoa, Kinetoplastea, Trypanosomatida, Trypanosomatidae. The record is from the annotation of a GenBank genome assembly.
AUGUUCGGUAGAGGGAAUCAAAGCAGCAGCACCAACAACAUCGUCCACAGGACGAAUUACACCAAGCAAAAGCAACAGCAAACACAAUCCCCACCGUCUUCUCAGGCCUCAUUGAGGCAGCAGGUUUCAUCGCCAAAGUCUUCGCCCUUUCCUAAAGUAGCCUCUGAUAUGAAUCUCACAGCAGAUAAUAGCCCUCGCUUUAAUACAAGUAAUGGAAACACCAACAUGAAUGGCCACUAUGCGUCCUUUCGCGGCGUUAACUCUUCCAACCACUACACGAGUCCGACACACCUUAAUGCUGGUGGUGGGGGCAAUGGAAAUGGACUUGGGGUUCAGGUGCCCCCACCACGGGGCUUAACUGCCGCAGCGAAUGCCCAGAACGCCUACAACACCCCCAUGGGUAGCAACCGAGGCUCACCGACCACCCUUAACAACAGCGCUCCGCCGGCAGGGCAGGUCCCAUUUCAACCCCCCAAACCACGGACCGUCUCCGCAGCGAACAACAACUCCCAGUUCACCAGCCCCCCUAGCUUGUCUGGAAGUUCGAUCCAGACGAACCACGCCCCGGGGGGCCCGAACACGGGCGGGGGGUCCCCGCUGGGCUCGGGCCCGGCACCCAUUCGCGAGGAGACCGGCCUCGAGCGUCUCAUCGCCACGCACAACCUUCUCCGCCGCCGACGGCCGAUUCGCGAGCUGCGGCGGCUGCCCGGCACGAACACGGUGAAGAUGGGCGUGGAUGGGAAUAUGCUCCUGCGGCGCGUCACCCAGGCGAUCCGCCGCGUCGACCCGAUGGCGAUGUUCACUGUGACCACCCCGGUGACCUUCUACGACGAGCUCCAGGCUAUCGUCGACGAAUUCGAGCAACUUAGGGAGGCGGUGGCGAAGCUGCCGCGGAUGGAGGAGCCCGAGGACGGCGCCCCGGUAAACGGGGUGGGCGAGUUGUCAGGAGGCGGUUACCCCUCCGAGGGUGCAUCUGGCGCCGCCGCUGUUAGAUCCGAUGGGUCCCCGUCGUCAUCUUCGAUCCCCGUGGCGAAUAGCACGCUAAACUUUCAGCCCGUCUUGGUCUUCGAUGGAAUCCCGCUUUCCCCGCAAUUGGAUCCGGCGCACGGCCCCCAUCCCUCCACCCCUCACGAGAUGAUGUCGUACACGGGUGCAACGCCGGUCUCCCAGGUGCCGAAUCACAUCCGACAGGUGGUUGCCGAGCGCUUUUACCUAGAUAGUGACCUGGAGCAGUACUUCGUUCGUCGCUGCGUGACGGUUUUCAAGAAGGAUGUGUUCCGUGUUCCUUACUACGCCUGGGCCCAGCUCUCGGCGUUCUUUUCCCCUACCAAUCGCUACAUUUCGGAGGUGUACGGUAGCAUUGAGCUUCUCGCCUACCCCGGGGUGGAUCGGGUUAUCGUCCAUGUCGACCCGAUCGACGGCACGUUCGACGUAGUGGAGAAGCGCGAGGUGCUGGAUGCCGUCAAUGCUCACCUGCGGUCCUUAACGCCACCCCACAAACAAUACCCACCUCUCACGGAGCGGGACUUGGGGUACUGGAUCAUGGCCGAUACCACGCGUUCGCCGUACCGGCUGAGCUUUUUGGGACCCGACAGCAACGAGAUCUUGUUACGCCUUGCGUCAUCCGAGGUGUUGCCCAACGGCCGUGGUCGUGGGUACGCCUUCGCGAAGGGCUUCACGAAGGACGAUAAUGUCGAGCCAACCCAACUGAUGCAGGGUAAUUUUUCGCUGCUCGAUGCCCCUGUGUUCACAUGCGAGGGGAAGGUGGAACCGCUUUACGUGAUAUAUGGCAUCUCGCCCUAUAGCAGUCUGCGGGUCGCGCGUGCGUUUGGGACGCCGCUACCGACGGCGCUCUAUUUCUGUCUCUUUAGCGGGGUUGUCUCUCCUAACCUGUUCACGCCCGUCGCCCAGGGUAUCUUGGCCGACCGCUGGCCGCUCAUCGAUUCCGCUGCCUACCGCCAGGCCCUGCGUUCCGUGCUUACGCUGCGCGUACAUAGCUGCCUGCACGUGAUUCAGGUCGCUAGCAACCUCCAACCUCCCUCGACGUGGUAUAGGGUGUUCAUGCAAAACCGCAACCCCGCCCUACAGAACGAGAAGUGGACAGAUAUUCACAUGCCACGCUACAUGGAGCUGGAGGAGUGGGAUAUCGUCGGUGAACCGUGGUUGCUCGUGGCCCCGCAGCAGUACUUCUUGGAUGUCAUGAAGAUGGUGAAUCGGUCGGUUCCCUACCGUGAUGAAGAGCAGAUGCCGAUAUACACCAAUAUCGCCGAAACAACCGCAUCGAUCCUGCUCAAGACGAUGGACCAGUUAGGUUACUUUACGCACUUCAUUACGACCCCGCCGGAGUUGCCAGUGGAAAGUCAACUGUCCAUGUGCAGCGAGGCCCUCGCCUUUGUGACCUGCAAUACACUGAGCGAAUACGCCCUGUUGAUGAUCGAGAUGUUGCGUACCAAGACUCUCAACGAUAUGCCGAUCUACAUCACACCGACGAGCACCAACAUGGAGGCCAAAUAUCCCAUCGGGGUUCGCUUCGCGUGCCGCCUGCUUUCCUUAGUUCCCAUCAACGUCAACGGGACCUGGACGGGCCCGUUCGAUCCAGAGAUGGCGGCCUUCGGGGCGAUCAGCCGCCUCAUGGCGCGUACCCUGCGCGAGCUGAUGGAAGCCAUCACCAUUGCCACUUUCUGCACCAGACGUACGUAUAUGCCGCUGUCUGACAUCAACGACGUUCUGGAGCGGUUGCCCUUCGGCCUGCCCAUCGAAUUCGGGGCAGGGCACGUGAUGCUGUACGCCAUGACGCACCCUGAGGACGGCCUCGUGGAGCUUGAGAAUACCUUCCCGGAGUGCUUUUCGCUGCGCAACGACCUGAUGGCGUUAUUUGGCUUUUGGCACAUGGCCUACAAGACGAUCCGAACUUUGCAGCGCGAGGUCGUGUUCCCUGACGAUGUACUGACGGCGGCAGAUGUGCUGGUACGACAGACCGCGCUAAGACUUGACAGAGUGGCCUUUGGAUUCGUCAGUUCAAAUGAUUUCUAA